Molecule: messenger RNA, 1536 nt
Organism: Rana temporaria (common frog)
Lineage: Eukaryota; Metazoa; Chordata; Amphibia; Anura; Ranidae
Gene: NSMCE1
Product: NSE1 homolog, SMC5-SMC6 complex component
Exons: 8
Coding region: 138-938 (266 amino acids)
Biological process (GO): double-strand break repair via homologous recombination; DNA damage tolerance
Cellular component (GO): nucleus; Smc5-Smc6 complex
Molecular function (GO): ubiquitin-protein transferase activity
Source: RefSeq, a predicted model, not a curated record
AUACGCACGCGCAGUGCUCAGCUCCCUUUUCCUCGGCGCUAUUGGCAGUUCCUGUGUCUGUCUGUGUUCCCGCCAUUUUCCCGUGGACUGUAUGUUCCGUACAUGUGAUUGUAUAUCAGAGUGUGUGGAAGGUAACGAUGAACCAAGCCCACCAGAGGUUCCUCCAGGUGUUAAUGUCCCAUGGCAUAUUGGAAGCAUCUGUUUUAAGAGGGUUGCAUAGACAUUGUUGUGAGGUUCACAAAGUCCAGUAUAUGCAUGACAAGCUAGAUGAUUUUGUUUCUAUCAUCAACAAACAUUUGCAGCCUGUGUUUAUGCAGAUAAGGAAAGGAACUGAUGAAAAUGAUGGAAAAAAAUACUAUGCUCUGCUCAACCUUGCAGAAAAUGAUGUUACUAAAAUGGCCUCAGAUUUUGGGGAGAAUGAACUGGAAUUGUUCAGAAAAACGAUGGAUCUAAUUAUUGACUCUGACAGUGGGUUUGCAUCUUCCACAAACAUUUUGAAUCUUGCAGACCAGCUUCAAACCAAGAAAAUGAAGAAGAAGGAGAUUGAACAACUAUUGCAACAGUUUGUACAAGACAAGUGGUUGAUCGAGAAAGAAGGAGAGUACAGUCUUCACACUCGAAGCAUAAUGGAAUUGGAACAUUAUAUUCAGAUUACUUACCAAGAUGUGGUCAAACAAUGCAACAUUUGUCACAACAUUGCAAUUCAGGGUCACGUUUGUGAAAACUGUGGUAUCAAGAUUCACUUGACAUGUGUGGAAAAGUAUUUCAGAGGACAGUCUGGGCCAAGAUGCCCUCAGUGUACAGAGCAAUGGAUGCAAGAAAUUCCAAUAUUUUCACAGGCGAGUCCUGAAGCACCAUCCACUUCCCAGGUGUCCAGAGUGGAAGGGAGAAGAAAAAUUGUUUCAACAGCAUCCACUAGGACAAGACGACAUUUAUAACUCCAAAAUGAUUUGUGGUUUCGAUUUUGUAUAUAUUUAAUUUGUGCUUUCAUACAGUUUUGUGUAUUUUUUUUUUUUUUUAGUUCAGUCUUCUGGACUUUCAGUGUUUACAGAAAGUGCCGCCAAAUACAAACUACUCCUACUUGGCGUAUAAUCUGUGAACAGAAAUACUUCUCCGGUCGAUCCCCUGAGACCCUGUUAUUCCCUUAUUAGGUGCCAUCAUUUGUUUCUCACUUAGAAUAGAGAAGGUGAAGCCAGGCUGUCAAUCGCUGCAUACACAUCACGAACUCUUGUGACAGUCGCAUGUCAAUGUGUUUUUUUGCGUGUUAGUGGCUAGGGGGCGUGGUUAUAGGUUGAAUAGCCUUGUUUAGUCUUGUUGAGCUGCGUAUUUCAGGGAAAGAAGGAGUUAGUUUGGACCAGAUUAUGUGGGUACCAAUAUGGUGUGGAAUGGAAAUGUUUGGGCGUAUAGAAAACCAAACGAGGAAAAGUACCCCCCCCGGUACAAUGGGACUUCCUGGGCCAACUAAUUGUAUACACAGUGUAUCGUAAAAACUUUCAAGUUUAUUAAUAUACACAUUUUAAAAACAUGUUUGUGAUG